Molecule: messenger RNA, 1886 nt
Organism: Procambarus clarkii (red swamp crayfish)
Lineage: Eukaryota; Metazoa; Arthropoda; Malacostraca; Decapoda; Cambaridae
Product: E3 ubiquitin ligase Rnf121
Cellular component (GO): Golgi membrane; endoplasmic reticulum membrane
Molecular function (GO): ubiquitin protein ligase activity; metal ion binding
Source: RefSeq, a predicted model, not a curated record
CCUGCCUGCGCGCUCAGCUGAGUCUCGCCGACCACAACAACAAAAAUGGCGGAGAUGAAUCACCACCACGGCCACCACCACGUCCCGAGAGGCCAUAUUCCCAAUCCCCUGGAUGAGAAGCUCCUCAGGAUUAUCAGGGAGAACUUGACAGACCAGGAGGUACUUUUAUCAGAAGAGGAAAAAUGGAGAUUAGAUCACCUUCGGUUGCACGAGAAGCACAAGGGCCACGAGGAGAUGCAUGCAGAGAUGGUUCUUAUCUUGAUGUUGGUUACUAUAAUAGCACAGAUUGGACUUGUGGCCUGGAAAAAGAAUCAUUAUAAGUCAUAUCAGCUAGUGAGUAUGAUUGGUGUUUGGUUGAUCCCCUUCAUCCUAUGCCUGCAUAACCACUGGUGGCGGUUCAUCUUCAUCUGGCUGGUUUUCUCCUCCAUCACCAUCAUAGUAGUGAAGAAAGCCCUUGAGCGACCACUAGAGCAAACUACGCCCAGACAAGUAUAUAAAUGGUUUCUUCUCAUCUACAAGAUCUGCUGUGGCCUCGGAGUGGUGGGUUACGUAAUCAUUAUGAUAACUAUGAUGGGCUUUAACUUCUUGUUCGGAGUGAAGCCCAGUGUGUGGAUGGACAGUGGCCUUAUCUUUAUUUUCUAUGGACUGUAUUAUGGGGUUCUUGGGCGAGAUAUUGCCGAAGUGUGUGCCGGCAAGAUGGCUUCUCACGUUGGGUACUAUACUCCACAUGGCAUGCCUACACGUACGCUGGAGCCUGGAGUGUGCGCCGUGUGUGGCAACCCACAGCUGGUGCCGGAGGGCGAGGAGGGGAUCAUUGAGAACACCUAUCGGCUCUCUUGUGGUCACACCUUUCAUGAAUUUUGUAUUCGAGGCUGGUGCAUUGUCGGCAAGAAACAGACGUGCCCAUAUUGUAAGGAAAAGGUGGAUCUCAAGAAAAUGUUUUGCAACCCAUGGGAGAAACCCCAUGUGUUUUAUGGACAGUUACUAGAUUGGAUUAGAUUGCUAGUGGCAUGGCAACCAGCAAUUAUUUUCAUUGUUCAAGGCAUCAACAACUACCUUGGUCUCCAAUAAAGCUCAUCAAUGUAGAUAUCUAGUCAUGUUUAAUAUUUUCUUGAGUUGGUAGAAAAUAUGGCCAUUAAACUAAAGCAUUGUUAUUUAUUUGAAUUAAUGUAAUAUUAGAAGGGACUCAUCUCAAGCAAGGUAUUCUGUUCCGGCAACAAGUUCUUCGUAAUUUCUGAUUCAUUGGUUGUACAGGAAACAAACGUCACACUGACACUGUAGGAUGAUCUGAGGUUUUGAAAUUGCCGUGAUCGUUACUCUGUGAGUUUAAUAGGACUAUAGGCAUUCUCAUUAGACAGGAUUAGACAGGGAUUAAAUGGAGAAAUCAUUUUCAUUUUAAAACUGCUGCAAGAUGGAUGCAUACAUUUAAAACCAAACGUCCUUUCAUUUGGUGGCACAAUCAAGAAGGUUAUCAUUUGUUGUUGCAUCUGCAACAAAUGUAUUAUAGGGUGAUGUAGUGUGUUUUUAUAAGUGAACCAUCAAUGAUCAUUUUUCUAUGAAGUUUUUGUUUUUUUAACUACUGUACCUUGGAAUUGGGGGGCUUCCAACCUUUAGAGAUUGACCUUGCCCAUCUGGUCAUGGGCAGUGACGACAGAUGCUCGCGUGUCCUGGCAAGGCUGUUGCGCAUUUCUGCUCUCAAUCUGGCAAUACAAAUAAUUUCAGCGGAAAAGCUAUUUGCAUUUCAAGUGGAUAAGUAUGUGGUGUAGGCACCAUGUAAAGAGCCAACCAAUAUUUUAAUAAAUUUUUUGUUUACCUAAAACAGCAGCUACUUAAUCGUAGUUAAUCGUUGUUGUAGGAAGCGGUAAUUUAAUUUUCAGUCAUUUCAA